AUUUUAUUCUUGCUCCCUCCUUUUGGUUGGUGAUUUCUUCCAGACCUUCCAAAAAAUCAAGACUCCAAUUCCUUUCUCCUUCUCCCUCUUUCUCUCUAUCUCCCUCUACAUACAUCUUCCUCUAGUAUAAUUAUACCUCUCCUCUUUCAACUAUACAAUCAUCAUGUCCGCCAAGUCGAUCCUCGAAGCUGAUGGCAAGGCCAUCCUCAACUACCACCUCACUCGUGCUCCCGUUAUCAAGCCUACUCCCCUCCCUCCGUCCUCCACGCACAACCCUCCUCCUAAGCUCGCCUCCCUUUACUUCCCCGAAGAUAUUGCCGUCAAGGAUGUCCUCGACCAGGCUGAGGUCCGCUACCCCUGGCUGUUGACUCCCGGUUCCAAGUUCGUGGCCAAGCCCGACCAAUUGAUCAAGAGACGUGGAAAGAGUGGCCUUCUGGCCCUGAACAAGACCUGGGCCGAGGCCAGGGAAUGGAUUGAGGCCCGUGCUGCCAAGGACGUUCAGGUUGAGACAGUCACCGGUGUUCUCCGUCAGUUCCUCGUUGAGCCUUUCGUUCCUCACCCCCAGGAGACUGAGUACUACAUCAACAUCCACUCCGUGCGUGAGGGUGACUGGAUCCUUUUCACCCACGAGGGUGGUGUCGACGUUGGUGAUGUCGACGCCAAGGCUGAGAAGCUUCUCAUCCCCGUCAACCUGGAGAAGUACCCCUCCAACGAGGAGAUCGCUGCUGCUCUCCUGAGCAAGGUGCCCAAGGGUGUCCACAACGUCCUCGUUGACUUCAUCUCCCGCCUCUACGCCGUCUACGUUGACUGCCAGUUCACCUACCUCGAGAUCAACCCUCUGGUUGUCAUCCCCAACGCUGAUGCCACCUCGGCUGAUGUUCACUUCCUCGAUCUGGCUGCCAAGCUCGACCAGACUGCUGAGUUCGAGUGCGGUACCAAGUGGGCCAUUGCUCGUAGCCCCGCCAACCUGGGUCUGCCCACCCUUCCCUCCAGCGACAAGGUCAACAUUGACGCUGGUCCCCCGAUGGAGUUCCCCGCUCCUUUCGGUCGUGAGCUGAGCAAGGAGGAGAAGUUUAUCUCCGAGAUGGAUGCUAAGACCGGUGCUUCCCUCAAGCUUACCGUCCUCAACGCCAACGGCCGUGUCUGGACCCUGGUUGCUGGUGGUGGUGCCUCCGUCGUGUACGCUGAUGCCAUUGCCUCUGCUGGCUUCGUCAGCGAGCUCGCCAACUACGGUGAGUACUCCGGUGCUCCCACCGAGACCCAGACCUUCAACUACGCCCGUACCAUCCUCGACCUGAUGCUGCGCUCUCCUAUCCACCCCGACGGCAAGGUCCUCUUCAUCGGUGGUGGUAUUGCCAACUUCACCAACGUUGCCUCCACCUUCAAGGGUGUCAUCCGCGCUCUGCGUGAGGUUGCCCCCGUCCUGAACGAGCACAAGGUCCAGAUCUGGGUUCGUCGUGCUGGUCCCAACUACCAGGAGGGUCUUAAGAACAUCAAGGCUGUUGGUGAGGAGCUUGGCCUCAACAUGCACGUCUACGGCCCUGAGAUGCACGUCAGUGGUAUUGUGCCCCUUGCCCUCCUCGGCAAGAAGACCGACAUCAAGGAGUUCGGUUCCGCGUAAAAAAAAGAAGAUACAGGGCACGUUUCACUGAAUUCUAAUUAAUUUAAUUUC
Aspergillus neoniger CBS 115656 is the source of this 1672-nucleotide messenger RNA. It is a transcript of the gene aclA, whose product is annotated as putative ATP citrate lyase subunit (Acl). The record is from RefSeq and is a predicted model, not a curated record. Gene Ontology annotation, biological process: succinyl-CoA metabolic process; tricarboxylic acid cycle. Bases 164 to 1621 code for a protein of 485 amino acids. Lineage: Eukaryota; Fungi; Ascomycota; Eurotiomycetes; Eurotiales; Aspergillaceae. Gene Ontology annotation, cellular component: succinate-CoA ligase complex. Gene Ontology annotation, molecular function: succinate-CoA ligase (ADP-forming) activity. The transcript has 3 exons.